Molecule: messenger RNA, 5018 nt
Organism: Chinchilla lanigera (long-tailed chinchilla)
Lineage: Eukaryota; Metazoa; Chordata; Mammalia; Rodentia; Chinchillidae
Gene: Arhgap19
Product: Rho GTPase activating protein 19
Biological process (GO): signal transduction; regulation of small GTPase mediated signal transduction
Cellular component (GO): cytoplasm
Molecular function (GO): GTPase activator activity
Source: RefSeq, a predicted model, not a curated record
CGUUAACCAAUCCAAGGCGUGGGCGGAGCCUGAGGCGGGGUAAGGCGUUGCUGACGAAGAUGGCUGCUGAGGUGCAGAGCGAAGGGGAGGUGCCUGCCCGAGACUCCGGCCCGAGUGAUGCCAUCUGCAGUUUUGUCAUCUGCAAUGAUUCUUCCCUUCGAGGUCAGCCUGUUAUCUUCAAUCCUGACUUCUUUGUGGAAAAACUCCGACACGAGAAACCUGAGGUGUUCACUGAGUUGGUGGUCAGCAACAUCACAAGGCUUAUCGAUUUACCUGGAACUGAGCUGGCUCAGCUGAUGGGAGAAGUGGACCUCAAAUUGCCUGGUGGGGCUGGCCCAGCAUCAGGAUUCUUCCGGUCUCUAAUGUCUCUCAAGCGGAAGGAAAAAGGAGUAGUAUUUGGAUCCCCAUUGACAGAGGAAGGCAUUGCCCAGAUAUACCAACUGAUUGAAUAUCUGCACAAAAACUUGCGAGUAGAGGGUUUGUUUAGAGUUCCAGGCAAUAGUGUCCGACAGCAGAUUUUAAGGGAUGCUCUCAAUAAUGGAACUGAUAUUGACUUGGAAUCAGGGGAGUUUCAUUCAAAUGAUGUUGCUACUUUGCUGAAGAUGUUUCUAGGAGAGUUACCGGAGCCCCUGCUGACACAUAAACAUUUCCAUGCGCACCUCAAAAUUGCUGACUUGAUGCAGUUUGAUGAUAAAGGAAACAAGACCAAUACACCAGAUAAGGAGCGGCAAAUUGAGGCUCUGCAGUUGCUCUUCCUCAUUCUCCCUCCACCCAAUCGUAACUUGCUGAAGUUGUUACUUGAUCUCUUGUACCAGACAGCAAAGAAACAAGACAAGAAUAAAAUGUCUGCCUAUAAUCUUGCCCUUAUGUUUGCACCCCAUGUCCUGUGGCCAAAAAAUGUUACUGCAAAUGACCUUCAGGAAAAUAUCACAAAGUUAAACAAUGGGAUGGCUUUUAUGAUCAAACACUCCCAGAAACUUUUUAAGGCUCCUGCUUAUAUUCGGGAAUGUGCCAGGUUGCACUAUUUGGGCUCAAGAACUCAAUUGUCAAAGGAUGACCUUGAUCUGACAGCUUCAUGUCAUGCUAAGUCCAUCCAGCUGGGAAAAUCUCAGAAAUGGAACCAAGCAGAUUCCUACUCUCAGCAGGAGGAGAUCCAGCAGCGUACAGAAGAGGCGCUAAGGGAGCUCGUCCAGCAUGUUCAUAAUAUGCCGGAGUCAGCAAAGAAGAAGCAACUUAUUAGACAGCGCAAAGUCCUGGGAAACCAGAUGAUGUCAGAAAAGAAAAACAAGUAUCCUACUCCAGAAUCUGUGGCCAUGGGUGAAUUGAAGAAUGGCAGCAAAGAAAAUAUGAACUUAUUAUUUUCUGACUCUCCAGCUGUCAUGAUGACACCAACAAGAUUGAAAUGGUCUGAGGGGAAGAAAGAGGGGAAAAAAGGAUUCCUCUGAAGGAUCUAGAGUUCUCCUGUCUCCCACCCAGAAUUUAGUGGGCCAGCUAUCAUUUCUACUCAUAGUGAAGCUUGGACUUGCAGCUUGCUCGCUGCUGUUUGAACUGAAAAAGCUGACUAAUCCUGUGACCCGACUGAUACCUCUAAUCCUACUCACUGGAUGAUGUUUGUAAGCUGUGCCUUCAGAGAGAGUGCUAGGGUCUUUCUCUCUUUUUCAAUAUUAUGGGGAAACCACUACCCAGCCAGCAGCAUAUACAGUACAGUAAAUGGGCAGAACCAGGGACCUCCAGUGCUCAGUCAGUGUUUUUAGGCCAAUUCUGUUUUUAAAAAUAGGAAAUUUUGUGCUCAACUGCCAUUUUUUUAAAAAAAAGUACUGUCAACCAUAAUGGGUUGAUAUUAUAUUCUACUGAUAUUUUGGACUUCUCUCAUGUUUUGAUGUGUUGCUUAUUGUUUAUCUGUUUUAAAAUGCAUUUUAGGGGGAUUGGUAAUUGAAACGGGCUGUAAGCUAGAAACUUCCAUCCUUUUUUACCUUAGGCUUUGGGAAAGUUCCUUAUCUCAUGAGGCCAUAUUCUUUAGCAUCUUAUUUAUCUUCAAAGAAUUUAUAGCUUUCUUGGAAAUUUAAAAUUAUCUUUUUGGGGUCUAGAUUGCAGGGUAUUUGACCUCUAGUGUCAAAAAAGGAGAGUUCAGAACAAUAUUUUAGCAAAUUUUAGUUAUUAAACUAUUUUUCCUCUCUUCCUCUGUUCAUCCUUCCCCUCUUAAUCUCUCCCUUUUCCUUAGUGAUGUGAAAAAUUGUGUGGUUGUUGCAGUUGUUUCCUUCCCUCAGUAUCUUCUCAUCUACAACAUCUCUGGUACUGAGUGAAUACUUCUGUGCCAGAUCACUGCGACUCACGAAGUCCCGGACAGCCUUAUAGAGGAUUGCUGAAAUCUGUGCAUGUGGUGGGCAGCUCUCAAGUGUGUCUGGAGGGCCUGGCUGACUGUGGGUGGACUCUGUCGCACCUUCCUAGGAGUCAUACGUGCAGCUAGACCAUUUCCCGAGAGCAGGUUGCAAUUGGAGGAGAGGGGUGGAUGGGCUGUACAGGGCCCAGAGCAUUCUUACUUGGAAGCCAUUGUGGCUUACCACCAGUGCUCAGGGACAAUUGCUGCAGUGCCUGGUCCUUGUCAGAAUGGGCACAGGUAGCAGGUGGGAGAUGGGGCUAGAGUAUUUGGCUUUUGGGUUGGGUAUGUUCACACAGGUUUGAGGUGAGCAGUGGCAUGGCAUUGAUCUUAAUGAAGGGUUCACUGCCCAGAGUAGUGUGUGGCAGGCGGAAAUGUUCUGGUUUAUCCCUGGUUCUGUUAAGCUGUAUACCAUUCUUACCCUAUGUGUUGGAGCUGAGUCAGGCCCACUGUGGAGAAGAAGGUGCCUAGCGAAAUAUUGUUUGCUGACCUAUCUUUAAACAAUUGAAAAUGCUGCAUUAUUGCUGAAAUGAUGAAUGACUCUGGAAUAGCAGAGUUUGGCUUUAUGUCUGGGUGACAACCCUCUUUUCCAUCCUGUAGUGUUUCUUUUGCUGCUGUUAACCCAUUUGUGAAGAAAAUAUACAAUUGGGCCUUCCAACAUGAUAAAUUGGGGCAGUAAAGGUAUAGAAGUAUAAAACUGCUUAGGAGCCCCUUAUUCUACAGCAGUCUUAGGUCAUUCUUUAAAAUAUUCACAAGUAAAUGCACAUGACUUUUUUUCUUAUUAGGAAAAAAUGCAUUUUCUUGUAUCAAGUAACAGCAAAUUCAGAGACCCCUUUGGUAUCACUAAAUCAAAGUAGUGUUCUUCCUUAACUCAGUACUUUUUCUUUAUUCAUUUAAGUGUGUUUAUCCUGGAGUGGUGUGGUGGUCUCUUAUGUAUGGUCUGGUAUCAGGUAGAGGGAGCAGAAAGUGACUCAGUGGCUGCUUGUCAUCCAGUUUUGUGCUGUUUUAUGCUGUUUGAGAGGUGCCUGAGACUUAGGAGAUGCUAAGGGAUUGGUCACUGCGGGCAGUAUCCUGCGGUGAGAAUGAUGAGAGAGGUGUGUCCCAUGUGCACAUGCUUGGGCGGCUUAUGUUUGUGUAUGGGUAUGUGUGUUAUUUAUUGAAUAUGUGAUGACCCUUGUUUUAAGGGUAUUAUAGGUCAUUUUUCUUAUAGAAGCUGUGAUCCAGUUGGAAACCAAAUUUGAAGAAUAAGCAGCAAAAUUUUCUACGUUAUAAUCUGUAACUAUUCUAAUCCUGUGAAAUCUUAUGAUAAACUUAAAAAAAAAACUUUUUCAUUUCACAGAAGGUUACUAUAUCCCUUCUGACUUAGUAAGCAGGUAUUUUUGAGCCAGUAUUUAAUUAAUUUUUUUAACCUGUAAGGUGUUUAAAAAUCCAUUUUGUUGUGUUUAUUUUUCAUAUGGGAACAAUCUCUUUGGAAGUGCCUUUUGUGGUUUUUAAAGCUUCAUUUUUUUCUGGGGUCAGUUGCCAUGGGUUUUGAUGUGGUGUCAAUUUGGAGCACUGUAUUUGUGCCAGGGGAACACAGCAUAAAAACACAGACUGCUUCCUUGACUAAGAUCUGUUUGGGUGAGCUGCAUUGGAUAGAUUAGUGGAAGCUGCAGGCACUGAGUUUUCAGCCUUUUACAGUGAUGGGCUUUGGCAUUUGGGACCGAUGAAUCUUGGUCGAAAAACCCCAGUGUAGCAAUGAAAGAGGGUCAGGAGAUAGGGGUUAUACCUGAGUGCCAGAACAUACAAGAGGAGCAGGUAAUGAAUCAUAAUCAAACCACAACUCAUCCUGCACAAAGGAAAGCUCUUUACGCUGAUUGUCCUUCCAGGGUCAGUCAGGAAUGACAAGGGGAGGGGCACCCUUAGGUGGUACAGAGUGGUUUUGACUAUGGUGACCAUUGGCUGUGCCAGAGGUGGCUGUUUUGUUGGUCCAUAAGGAAGCCAGUUGAUCUUGGUGUUAGAGCAGGUCAUUCUUUCCUCCAGAGUGGCAAUCUUUCUGUUCAGCUUCCCUAGUAGGAGCUUCUGGGAGCAUACGGUUUAAAACACUGCAUCCUAGGGGAAUUUGUGGUCACUGGGACUGUGCCCCACGGUGCCUGCCAGUGUGACCAAGCAGUGGGAGGCCAUCCUUGGGAAUGACCAUCUCUAGACUUCACCUACUUCCAUGCUUUUUGCUGGCCUCCCAAGGGGUUGGAAGGUGAUAGCUCCUAUUCUGAGGCCACUUCUGUGUAGAACUACUUUCCCCAGGAGAGAGCCUCAUCCUUUCCUUCCUCUGCUCUGAAGGGUGCUGAAGACAGGGCCUAGCUUUAAAUCUGGAUAUCGGCCAGACUGCACAAGAUUUGGGAAAAAUUUAGUCCCUAAGAUGCAAAGCUUUUGAAUGCAGUGGUAAUUAGCCAGUGGCAAACUCACUGUGGAAAGCUGGCUUUACUAGAACAACUACUGCUGAGAUCAGGGUAGAGUUGUUGGAGGCAGAUUAGUGAGGAGGUGGAGUACAAAUAGCUGGAGUGCUUGAGUUACCCUGGAAACGAGUGUGUAAGGCCACAGCUCAUGCUGAAGAGCCAUUGAGCAUGCCUCUGACAUGUUUAGGGACCAGCACAUCCUGUCA